Aspergillus fijiensis CBS 313.89 is the source of this 1128-nucleotide messenger RNA. RefSeq lists its product as uncharacterized. Lineage: Eukaryota; Fungi; Ascomycota; Eurotiomycetes; Eurotiales; Aspergillaceae. The transcript has 3 exons. The record is from RefSeq and is a predicted model, not a curated record. The coding region runs from base 35 to 811 and encodes 258 amino acids.
UCCAACUUCACUCCUUGGUUCAGAUCCUGUCGCAAUGCCAUUAUCGAGCCAGCCACCACCCCCCAUGAAUCCUACUGUAGAGGAGGUAGAAGACGAGAGUAGGCCUAGUCCAGGUAGCGGUGGUGGUGAUGCCAACGCCGCGCAACAGCAAUUGUCAUGGGCUGAGGUUUGCGCCCAGCACGAGUCGCUGCUGGUAUCCCACCUCGCGCUGCUACAGCAGGUCCAGGGCGAGGUUCCGUCCAAUGGCGAUGCGUCGCGGUUGGUUACCAACAUGUUGGAGCGGACGAAAAAGUUGAUGAUGCAGUUCAAGAUCAUCAAAGGCAAAUUUGUGAGAAAUCUAGAUGCUGAGAAAACCUUGCACUCGAACUCUGGCUCAGAUCCGUCAUCUUCUCAUCGGACGAGUGAUUCGUCUGGCAAUGGCCCUCGGGCGAGAGAUCGGGCGAAACGGGCACGCGCAGAAGCGAGCGAACGAGACGAGGAGACUAUUGCUGCAGUACCAGAUGCAGAGACUAUGUCGGCCUUUGCUGACCCAGCCCGUCAUCACAAGCGUAAGCGCUUAAUGAAGGUGCUGCCUGGGGGUGAGGAUGACGUUAGGAGCAUAACUCCGGUGUCGAUUGACACGGAGGACAUCUCUGAGGAGGUACAACGAAGGCUGGCUAUUCGAGACGAGCAACGCAAAAAGCGCAGCAAUGCUAAAGCAGAGAAGCGCAAACGAGACAGCAUGACCUCAACCGGAAGUGCACCUUCUCCUGGCGGUCCUACGAAGCAACCCAGAAAAAGGAUCAAAGCAAUCCAAUCCCAUGAGCGAUGAAGACAUCGGAGAGCGCUUCCCAAUCCAAUCGUACGGUCGCUCUUUCGAAUCGCAGUUGGGCAAAAGUGUCUAGCCAGACUUGACAAGAUGGUAGCCCUGCUGCCACAUGGUGCUUCACUUAUUGGGACGGAAGUUCCGACGAGGCUUCCUGCACGCAAUCUGAUCGUACCUGGAAGCUUAAUUCCGAUAUCUCUGCAGGGCUGUCUCGCGGAUUGGCUCGACCAGAAUCCCAAGCCGCAGCUGGGAUGAUCUUGCGUCACCCCCAGACUAUGCCAGACUCUGUGCUAAGCUUUCUGCAAGGGUACUGUGGCUACAGG